GAGGAACAAGAAACAAAUGGCUCUCUUCUCUCUCAUUAAUUAGUUAGAACCUUUGUUCCAUUUCAAUGCUAAAAAAGAAAAAGGAAAAAAGGGAAAGGGGGAAAUAGCCAAAAUUAUGGAACCCCAAGAUGAAAACAGAACAAAACAGAGGAUCUGUGAUUACUGCAAUGAGUCUGCAGCCAUGUUGUUCUGUCGAGCCGACACAGCCAGGCUGUGUGUCUCCUGUGACAGGCAUGUCCACUCAGCCAACCAGCUCGUCACCAAGCACUUGCGAUGGCAGCUCUGUGACGCCUGCAGUGAGUCCCCUGCUUCUAUCUUCUGUGAAACAGAGCAUUCUGUUCUGUGCCAGAAUUGUGACUGGGAAAGGCAUAAUUUUUCGGUUUCUUUGCUGCAUCAUCGGCGGCCGAUUGAGGGGUUUACUGGGUGCCCGUCGGUAGGUCAGUUUGUGAAUAUUUUUGGGUUUGAUGAUUUGGGGAAUAAAGGUUUGUUCUUGAGUGAGGAGAAGAGUAGUGGUGGUGAUGGGGAUCUUGAUGGGUUGUUGGAUUUGUUCGUUUGGGAGACUCCAACGAUUGCUAGCCUUGAUGAGUUGAUUGUUUCCAGUGAAACAAAGCAUGGAUUUAGGGCUUUGGAUGUUCCUUCUGUGCCUAAGAACCGAAAUGCUACAUGCGGGCAACACAAGGAGGAAAUGCUGCAGCAGCUUCGUGAACUUGCAAAAUCAGAACCCAACUUCAAUUAUGAUUAUGGUGAAGCUGAUGCCCUUAAAGAAGUUCACUCUAUAAUAUCUGAUCAAAACCUGCAUCCAGUAAAUUCCGAGACAAUUUCAUUUCCUGGCUAUAAGUCAAGUGAAGUUAAGUGGUUUGGUGAUGGAAUGGAGGUUGCAAAUCAGGUUUUUGUUCCUUCAGUAUUAGGAAGCUGCACUGAGGAAAAUGCUGGGAUUCCUGAUAUAAAUAUAGAUACCGGUGGCAGUGGGAGUUGGGCAAAUGAUUGUCAAGACGAAAAAUCUCAAAAUCCCAUUUCUUUCGGAAAUUUACCACUUUUUCCAAAGAUUGGUGCAUAUGAGUUGAACACUCAGGAAAGAGAUUCUGCAAUCUCAAGGUACAAGGAGAAGAAGAAAGCAAGGAGGUAGUACUCUACUCUUUAUUCUAAAGUAUCACCUAUUUCGUAUGUAUCAAGUUGAAAGAAUAGCCAAUGUCAACGUCUUGGCAUGGUGGUGUGGUUUAGUCCUUGAUUUCAAGGUGUCAUGCUAAGGGGUCUUGCUUUUUUUGGUGGGUAACAGUCCAACUUCACGUCACUUCAAAUUCAAAAUUUAAGACAUUUAAUAACUUGAACUACUAGGUCAACUUUGGACCACCUAUUUAAAUUGCAAUUAUUUCUGUGAGAAAAACCAGGUAUGACAAGCACAUAAGGUAUGAAUCAAGGAAGGUUAGAGCUGAAGGAAGGACAAGAAUCAAGGGACGUUUUGCAAAGGUAGAACAUUAAGGAAGGUUCGAGCUGAAGGCAGGACAAGAAUCAAGGGACGUUUUGAAAAAGUACAACAUUGAGAGAUAAAUCUAAAAUAUAUACAUCUAAAAUAUCGACAUGGUAUAUAUAUAUAUGUAUACAUACCAUCUCUGUGUAUGACCUGUAUCACAUUUUCUGCUCUUAAACCUUCUCUCUUUUUUGUAUUCUUUAAUUUCUCCUCGAAAAGUUCCUACAAAUGUAAUGUAAAUCUUUAUUAUUAAUUAAAUAUUAUCUUAUAAG
Messenger RNA from Rubroshorea leprosula, 1740 nucleotides. The record is from the annotation of a GenBank genome assembly. Lineage: Eukaryota; Viridiplantae; Streptophyta; Magnoliopsida; Malvales; Dipterocarpaceae.